Messenger RNA from Paralichthys olivaceus (Japanese flounder), 1140 nucleotides. The record is from RefSeq and is a predicted model, not a curated record. NCBI's taxonomy places the organism in Eukaryota, Metazoa, Chordata, Actinopteri, Pleuronectiformes, Paralichthyidae.
AUGUUUUAUUUUGACGAGGCCCUUUUGAACGACUCGCUCUGGAACAUCAGCAACGGCUCGGAGCAGAGUUACUUCGACCCGUCCUCUGAUUGGUGUGAGGCUGGCGAGGAGGAGUUCACCAUCAAGAUGUUCCAGACCUGCGUCUUCUGCCUCAUCUUCCUGCUGGGCAUGCUGGGAAACUGCCUGGUCAUCGCCACCUUCGCCCUCUAUCGCCGCCUCAAGCUUCGCUCUAUGACGGACGUGUUCCUGUUCCACCUGGCGCUGGCUGACCUCCUCCUGCUCCUCACGCUCCCUCUGGAGGCGGUCCACACUCACCACGGGUGGAUCUUCUCCGUCCCCCUCUGCAAGGCCACGCGAGCCUGCUACGCCAUCAACACCUACAGCGGACUGCUGCUGCUGGCCUGCAUCAGCGUCGACCGCUACCUGGUGGUGGCUCGAGCGCAGGAGGUGUUCAGGCUGCGCAGUCAGAUCCUGAGAGCAGGGAAGAUGGCCGCCCUGGGCGUCUGGGUUGUUGCCGUCCUCCUCAGCCUACCUGAAAUCCUCUUCUCCGGGGUGUCGGAGCUCGGCCCUGAAGACAUUGUGAAAUAUUACUGUGGCAUGGUAAAGAGCGGAAAGGUCAAGAUGGCCACCAACGGCGCCAUCAUUGCCGUCUUCUGCGUGUCCUUCUUCGUUAUGGUGACGUGCUACUCUCUGAUUGCUCGAGUGCUGUGGGAAGGGAACCGCCAUCGUCGAGGGAAGCAGUGGCACCGGCAGCGAACCCUGAAGCUGAUGGUGGCGCUGGUGCUGGUGUUCCUGCUCUUCCAGCUGCCCUACACCGUGGUGCUGUCCCGUAAGAUAGCGGGGCAGUUCUGCGGCCCUCUGCUGGAGUACGUCACCCGCACUUUGGCGUACGCCCGCUGCUGCCUCAACCCCGUCCUCUACGCCCUGGUGGGCGUGCGCUUCCGCAUCGAUGUGCUGAGGCUCGUCCGCGAUUCAGGAUGUCUACGCGGUCUCUACGUGGUGCCAGAGGUGGUGAACUCAGUGUCGCCCUCGUCGCCGGCUCUCACCGUGCACUCAGUUUCCUCUCCGACGCAACCGGAACGCAGCCUCUUCAGAUUCCCUCGAGGUUUCAGUUCCCAGGAAACGAAUGAUGUUCAGUGA